AUGGAAAAUACCAGCCAUAUAGCUUUUUUCGGUGGCCAGGGCAGCCGGUCACUCUUUUCGAAGUCGGUUACUUCGGGUUCUCAAAGAGCGGCGCUCACUUCUACCACCGUUUCUUUCCUACUCUCGUCCUGCCAUGGCGCCUUUCUGGGCGAGCUGUUGCAUCUGAGAAGCCUGGGUCCAAUCCCAGCCUGGGCCGUAUUUGACAGAGUCCAGGCGCCACUGGAUUUACUUGCAGUGCCUGAGGAGUGCCACAAGAACCCUGUUAUGCAAGGGGUGGUUCUCUGUGUCCAUCAACUGAUUCAUUAUCUGCAUGGUGAACGAGGAUGGCCCCAACGGGCGGGAUCAGCAGUGGCUGGACUCUGCUCUGGUAUCUUGCCGGCGGCGGUUGCAGCCUCCAGUCGAGAUGUCUCAGCAUUUAUCUCAUGGGCCAAGGAGGCCGUGCGUCUUGCCUUCUGGAUUGGUUAUCGAGUCGGUGAACUCAGUGCCCGUCUCGGGGGCGCUGAGUGGCAGCUGUACCCCUGGUCUCUGGCAGUUGUUGGACUAGAUAGAGCAGAGAUGGAACGGACUUUGAGCAUAUUCGAGGAUAAUGACGCAGCACCCACCCAGGCGCCCAUUCGUAUAUCGGGCGUCUCUGGAAGUACGCUCCUAAGUCUUACAGGAGACAGUCGCCUGCUGCAGCGGCUACGCUCCCAGUAUAUACAGGCGUCGGUUCUCUGUGAGCCCAUUGACGUCUACGGACUUUACCAUGGUGGCCGCGAGGAACUGCCUACACUAGAGGCGGUUCUCCAGGAUGUGAAACAACGAAACAUCGCGUUUCCCGACAUAUCCGAUCUAGUGCUUCCACUAUGGUCUGCCAAAGACGGAUCGUUGUUGACUGACAAGCGUGAAUUAGACACCUCGUUCGUCGAGUAUGUUCUACGCAGCAUCCUUAUCGACUCUUCUGAAUGGGCAAACACCUGGGCGAACAUCAUACAAUCAAACUCGAAGAAUAACGGCAAUGUCACCUUGAUGGCUAUCGGUCCCGGAUCAUACUCAUUUCUGAUCCAUGCAUCUAGAGCCGUGGGUGGGGAGAGCCUUUCGAUCCCUCGAAUUAUCAAUGGCGCCAUUGAAGAAACUUCCGAGCUAGAUCACGAUGGCUUCGCUAUCGUAGGCAUGUCGGUGAACUUUCCGCUUGGGGCUACAAAGGAACAGCUUUGGCAUACAUUAGAGAAUGGGCUGAGCGCCCUUCAACAGAUUCCAGAUACUCGCUUUAGGGUUAGUGAUUACUCAGAUGGAAAGCGGUCCAUGUCAACUCAUACUGGGAAUUUCCUGGAUAAUCCUUUCCUUUUCGACCAUGGAUUCUUCAACAUCUCUCCCCGGGAAGCGAAGUCAAUGGAUCCCCAGCAAAAGCUAUUGCUGCAGGGAGCCAAAAUAGCCCUUGAUGACGCCGGAUACGUCCCCGAUGCAACAUUAUCGUUUCAGAGCGAUUCCAUCGGUUGUUACAUAGGCGUAGCUACUGAUGACUACGUUCAGAAUCUUAUUGAUGAUAUAGAUGUCUAUUACUCGCCCGGCACUCUUCGGGCUUUUCUGAGCGGAAAGAUUUCCUAUGCGUUCGGCCUCAGUGGACCAUCGAUGGUUGUUGACACGGCAUGCUCCUCGUCUCUGAUGGCUAUUUAUCAAGCUUGCCGCGCAUUGCAGAAUCGUGACUGUUCGGCGGCAAUUGCAGGAGGAGUUAACGCUAUCACAAGUCCCGACAUGUUCCUGGGACUUGCACGCGCACAUUUUCUGAGCGACCAUGGGCAAUGCAAAGCGUUUGACGCCGGUGCCGAUGGCUACAGCCGAGCUGAGGGGUGUGGAAUCUUUAUUAUCAAACGUCUACAAGACGCCCUCGAUGAAAAUGACCGCAUAUAUGGCGUGAUCAAGGAAGUGGAGGUGAAUCAAUGUGGCAACGCCAAAUCAAUCACCCAUCCCCACGGACCGACUCAGGCCAGAUUAUUCAAGCGGUUGCUCGCCAAAACAGGCUAUCAUCCCAGCUCUAUCAGCGUUAUUGAGGCUCACGGCACUGGAACUCAGGCUGGAGAUGCUACUGAAGUGUCAAGUAUCGCCUCGGUGUUCAGCGGGCUCCAUCCCUCGCGUCAUUCGGUGCACCUCACGUCUAUCAAAGCCAAUAUCGGCCACGCCGAAGCGGCCUCUGGUGCUGCGGGUUUGGCCAAGCUCUUGUUGAUGCUGAUGAAGAACAAAAUUCCUCCUCAGAUCGGAUUAAAGACCAUCAAUCCCGCCCUGUCUGCGCUUCAAUCCGACGAUAUCCAUAUCGCCACAGGAACAACAGAGUGGGCACCAACCGCGGGGAAACCACGAAGAGCACUGCUUAAUAAUUUUGGCGCAGCGGGAUCCAAUGCUGCGCUCGUUGUUCAGGAACCUCCUCUGAUAUCAGAGGACAAGCAGUGGGGAAAGAGACGAGCAGCAUAUAACUUCCGAUUAUCUGCAAAAAGCGUGGAAGCCCUCGAGAAGUAUCGUCUUGCAUUUAUUCAAAUGCUGCGGGAUACUCCAGACACGGAGCUUCACAAUCUUUGCUACACUGUUACUGCUAGACGGCAGAUGUACGAUCAUCAAAUUUCCCUUGUAUGCCAGCGUACACAAGAUGUCCUGAGCAGCCUCGAAAGUGGGAGCAUCAUGACGCAUGUCUGCCAGUCAGGACAACAACCCAUAAUCUUCGUCUGCUCAGGACAAGGCGGGUGCUAUCCAGGCAUGGGCAAAGCUUUGCUUUCCACCGCACCGGCCUUCAAACAAGCAGUGGAAGAGUGCGAUGGAGUUCUCGAAUCCCUUGGCUAUUGCAGAAUCAUACCAUAUUUGAAUGAUGGAUGCGCUCCUACGAGACCGGAAGAUGUGUUGAUGGUAUCCCAAGUUUCCUGCUUCGUUGUCGAAUAUGGACUCGCUUGCCUAUGGCUAUCUCUGAACGUUCGGCCGGACUUUGUGCUCGGGCACAGUUUGGGCGAGUAUACCGCGUUAGCUAUCACCGGGGCGAUUUCCUUGAGCGACGCACUGUCACUGGUGGCAUUCAGAGCCCGGUUGAUGGCACAGGAGUGCGAAAUGGGACGAACAGGAAUGCUGGCAUGCAAUUUCUCAGUGUCUGAUUUCGAGUCUCUGCUCAAGUCCACUCGGGGAGUUCGGGCGUCGUUAGAGGUUGCCUGCGUCAACGGCACAACCGACGUAGUUAUUUCGGGCUCCGUCGAAGACCUCGAAUGGCUGGCUGCGAGACUCGAACACGAUGGUCGCCGAUAUAAAAAAUUGGAUGUUCCUCUGGGCUUCCACUCAGCGGCUCUCGAUCCCAUCUUAGAGGCUUUGCGGCAAUUUUGUACCAAUAUCAACUUCUAUCCGCCGAAGUUUCCCGUUGGGUCUUGCCAUUACGGUCGACAGCUGCAGUUUGAGGACCUUACGCCGGAGUAUUUCGUUAGCCAGGCCCGGGGUGCAGUUAAUUUCGAAGCCCUGCUGGCUUCCGUCUCCCAGGAUACGAGAUUUCCAAGUCCGUUAACCUUCAUCGAGAUUGGACCUGCACCCAUUACCCUUCCACUGGUCAAAAAUGCAUUUUCCGGCUCGGACUGUCUUCUGUUGCCAUCGUUAAGAAGAAAUCAGGAUCCUUGGGUAACGAUUUGCAAUUCCCUCAGGAAUCUAGCAAAUCUACAUCACGAGAUUAACUGGCGUGAAGUCUUUGCCGGAACGAACGCCACUCUCACGGAUGUGCCCUACUAUCCGUUCCAACAAAGCGCCAUAUAUGUGCCGUAUAAGGAGCGGGGUGGUGCGAAAUUAGAGAGAAAGUUUUCACAAUCCUGUGAUGUUCCCCGAUCUUUCCAUCUGUUGGAAGAUAUUCAACCAUCCGGAGAAGACCCUACCGUCCUACAAUUUGGUGCACGGGUUGCGUCUAUAUCGAGGUACAUAGUCGGGCAUAUGGUUGGGGGCCAUUCAUUAUGUCCGGCAUCCAUAUAUCAUGGAAUGCUUCUCGAAGCAAGCACAGUCGACCCAAUCACACAGCAAGACCAUAUGCUGGUUGUUCAGAAUCUGACAUUCUCCCGACCUUUACUGCACCUGGAAACAAACGAUGAACGGUUGAUCAGGUUGACAUUAGACAGCCCUACUUCCCAGGAUCUACAGAAACCAGAUACAACGACACGGAAAUUCACUUUCCAGUCCAUGGACGCAGUCGGGCAUGAUAAUGCCAUCUUUCACUGUUCCGGCCAAAUUGAAUACGAACCCCAGUCAGCGACAGAAAGAUAUAUGGCUCUUAAGGCGGCAUACGUUAAACGGCAACUCACCCACCUUCGAUCGAAGCACAUCCCGAAAAAUCAUUUCUAUACCCGUAUGAUUUACAACGUCAUUUUCCCUCGUGUUGUAACCUACUCAGAUAUCUACCAGACUCUCCAACAGCUUACCCUCGUGGAUGGCAGCCUGGAAGCAUUUGGCAGCUUUCGCUCCGCUGCAGAUGCAUGGGAUGCAGGCAAGGGAGUGCUUUCGCCCGUUUUUGUUGAUACACUCUUGCAUGCAGCGGGAUUUGUGGCAAACAGCCAUGUUGAAGCCUCAGAGGCAUGUAUUUGCAGCAAGGUGGAGACCUGUCGAGUCCUCGUCGAGAAAAUUGGUCCUGGUCAAGAGUUCAGUAUAUAUUGUAGCCUUCUUCCUUCCGGUGAAGGAGCGCUGGUGGGGGAGGCAUACGCCAUCAACUCCGAUGGGGCUGUGGUAGCAGCAGUGGAAGGAAUGCAUUUCCAGCGGCUGAAUCUAGCCUUCUUCCAACGUCAUCUCUCGCGGUUUAGCUCGCGUCACUCGACUCCAACCAACACUGCCAUCGCAUGCCCACCUACAACAACAAACGGCGAAUAUGAAGGGUCAAGAGAGAAGAGAGAUCCUGCUGUUAGGGUUGCUCUUGACAAUGGGGGGCAUGCUAUCGUGGAACUCAUGUCCCAAAUUUGUGAGAUACCUUCGCAAGCUAUCGUGGCUUCCUCGCCUCUCUCACGACUGGGUAUUGAUUCGUUGAUGAAGCUGGAGCUUUUUGACGGCAUACGCCGGCUAUUCCCACAAAAGCAGCUCGAUAUGGCUCUGGUAAUGGAUACCGAGACUGUCCAAGAUUUGCAGGAUUAUGUGCAUCUGGCCGGCGAGACUCCACGCCGGAGCAAUCCUUGUCGCAGCUCAAAUAACCAGCCUCAGAGACACAGACAUGGUCUUCAUGGCGCGGAUGAGAAUGGUCAGAUAGCGUCAAAUACGAAUGGCCAGUUAAUCCCUGCUGCAUCGCCCUCGCCACUUCCUCAAUCUUCGCUUAUUGACAUGUUCGUGUCUAUUCUGCAUGAAAUUACCGGGGUGCCAGAAAGUGAUAUCUCGUUGGACACCCCGAUUCGAUCUCUAGGUGUUGAUUCCCUGCUAUCGCUAGAGCUGUCGGAUAUCCUAUCGGAUAGAAUAGGGCGAACGAUACCGCAAGAAGCCAUACAUUCGGACUUCCGGCUUUCUGAUCUCGAAGCGCUGGUCUCAAGUCAAACCUCUUCAACAACUACCACCGACUCAGAUCCGGGCGACAUGACACCUUUGUCCAAGACCUACUCUUCUCCAAAUGUGCGCCCCACCGCUUUAGCAACGGGCUCAGUGGACCAGAUCCCGUUGUUCCUGUUUCAUGAUGGAGGAGGAACGGUGGGCAUGUAUAAGAGGCUGGGUAAUCUCGGUCCAGUCAAUUGCAGUUUAUUUGGCAUUGCAAAUCCGCAAUUGACGGGAGGCUCCCACUGGGCAUUCAGCUUGGUCGACAUGGCCGCACAUUACGCUACAGUGAUAUUCUCAGUCUCAAAGGGGGAAGCGAUCGUUCUGGGAGGCUGGUCCUUUGGCGGUGUGCUCGCUCAUGAGGUCGCGCAGCAGCUAUUUGCCUUGGGUCAAAAGGUGCAAGGCGUAAUUUUGAUCGACUCACCCUGUCCCAUAGACCAUGCACCUCUUCCACCACCUGUCAUUGAAUAUAUCCUCAACUCAAUGCGUACACCACAGGUGUCAGGCCUAGCAGCAACAGAUGAUUACACUCGGUCCAUCCUACGCUCACAGUUCCAAAGCCACGCACGCUUCCUAUCAGAGUAUACCUAUGGCUCCCACAAGUCAAAGCCAACGACUAUCAUUCCAUACGUGAUGCUUCAAUGCGAAGAUGUACUUGAUACCACAAGCCUCUGUGGUGUUCAGUAUCCUUUCCUAGAGGACCAGGCCGCUCGAGCACAGAAUAAUCUUGCAUGGGAAGAAUUUCUCAACCAGAAGAUUGCAGUCUUGAUGAUCCCAGGGAAUCAUUUUGAACCUUUCAAACCAGAGAAUAUAAUAUCGGUCUCUGAGCAGAUGCAAAACGCCUAUCGAAUGAUUGUCGAUAGCCAACAAUAG
Molecule: messenger RNA, 6363 nt
Organism: Penicillium samsonianum
Lineage: Eukaryota; Fungi; Ascomycota; Eurotiomycetes; Eurotiales; Aspergillaceae
Product: type I iterative polyketide synthase
Exons: 9
Coding region: 1-6363 (2120 amino acids)
Biological process (GO): fatty acid biosynthetic process; secondary metabolite biosynthetic process
Molecular function (GO): fatty acid synthase activity; phosphopantetheine binding; 3-oxoacyl-[acyl-carrier-protein] synthase activity
Source: RefSeq, a predicted model, not a curated record